AUGGCUUCCAAAGAAGAUGGACAGACUUCAAGAGUAAAGGCUUGUCAUAAGGUAUCCAAAUCUCAUGCAACUGGACCUUCCAUUGUGCCAAACUCAUCAUCACCUAAAAUUGCAAUGGCUGCAUCCAACUAUAUUGCACUUCUUAAAACUCAAGAACAACCUACAGAAGUUGGUGUUAUAGUUGAAUAUUUGAAAAAGUGUCCAUUGGCAUAUGCACUCCUUUCUACUUCUCCCCCUCGACAAUCUCUUGUUUCAGAAGUCUUUCAAUCUGCAGCCAUCUCCCCAAGGGCAAAGUAA
This is a messenger RNA of Lactuca virosa, 297 nucleotides long. The record is from the annotation of a GenBank genome assembly. Lineage: Eukaryota; Viridiplantae; Streptophyta; Magnoliopsida; Asterales; Asteraceae.